Messenger RNA from Acanthochromis polyacanthus (spiny chromis), 8513 nucleotides. It is a transcript of the gene itgb4, whose product is annotated as integrin, beta 4. The transcript is spliced from 42 exons. NCBI's taxonomy places the organism in Eukaryota, Metazoa, Chordata, Actinopteri, Pomacentridae. The coding region runs from base 1520 to 7342 and encodes 1940 amino acids. Gene Ontology annotation, cellular component: integrin complex; membrane; cell surface. Gene Ontology annotation, molecular function: integrin binding. The record is from RefSeq and is a predicted model, not a curated record. Gene Ontology annotation, biological process: cell migration; integrin-mediated signaling pathway; cell adhesion mediated by integrin.
CCUCAGCUACACAAAGGCUUUUAGCGUCUUUAGCUCGUUGUGUUUGUUUUACAGUCUGCAGCUUUAAUGUUUGGGUUCACUCCUCAUCACUCUCAUAAUUACCAAAAUUAUUGGACAUGCAGUUUCAAAUGAAUGCUAAUGUUGCUCUGUUUCAAAUAGACUAGUACUGCUGCUGACAUCUUUGCAACAGUACCGUAACCUCCUACCAGCAGUUAGCAUAGUUAUGUUUCUUUUUAGCCUUGACAUAAAGCUGUUACGUAACAUUAACCAAGGAGGAAGGUUGGAAAACUCUCAAAAGGCACUCAAAGGAUGUUAUCCUGACACAAACAAUGGUCAUAUGAGCUGUGGUAGAACUUAUUCAACUUCUUUUGUUGUCUAUGUUGGAGGACUUGUUGGACACUAAAUGCUGAUAAGACAUUUUAAUAUGUGGACUUUAGAAUGGUGAGACUUUCUCCACUCUCUCGUCAAAACCCAUAGACAGUAGGUAGUUUCUAAACUCCUUUAUCAAAAGUUGUGGGAACACGGUUAAACACAGUGAGCACCAGGAUUGAGUGUCAGGGUUGCUGGUCCUCUGUUCAGGAAUGCAUUAUCCUCCUGUCCUGGUCCCCUGCGUUCUCCACCAAAUAAAAACCUACUCUGUGUCCUGAAAAGGGAAAACGAACAUGUUGCAAUCAUGAUGUUAAUAUCAAAUAUUUGACAGGUAGAAAAUGUGCCCUUAAGUGUGAGUACGUGAUUGUGUAAACAUGAGUCACAAAGCUGUUUCCCAUAGCCUGCAGGCAGUGUUCUGCUCUGUGUGCCACUCCCAAGAGUUUAGGAGGAGGCUGCUGAAGGAGGGGCCUGACUCCAGAGUCUCAAGCCCACACAGGUGAACUCCUGUUGGAGUGGAAUGCAGGAGAGAGAGGUGGGGGCUGACACACAGAGGUGUGGAACUUCUAACUUGUACCAGGGUGGGGAAGAGAGGUAGCGGAAGGGAGUUGACUGUCUUCGUCAGAGCUACUCACCUGGAUAGGAAAGGGAUUGUGUGUGUGUGUGUGUGUGUGUGUGUGUGUGUGUGUGUGUGUGUGUGUGUGUGUGUGUGUGUGUGUGUGUGUGUGUGUGUGUGUGUGUAUAGUUGUGUGUGUGUGUCUGCGCAGAAGCUAAAGGAGGGAUCAAGUCUCAGCACUUAAAGUCAUAUUCACUCAGUUGCUCUGUGUCCCACUGUGUCUCAUAUCUCACACUCUGAGACACACAGCCGACAGAGCGAAGUUUAAGGACAGACAAGUCAAUAUUUGACCAGAGGACUACACAAGAAAGAAGAAACAAUAGACAGAGGAGGAGAAUAAGACGUCUGUCCGUCUGCUUUCUUUGGGGGGAACUUUGAACUUGGAUACAAGGACGUGAAGAGCUUUUUUUCAACACAGGUGAAUACAAAAUUUUCCCAAACUCCAAGAUCAAACAAAGCAAAAAAAGGGGAAAUAUUUUUUAUCCAUUGUUGGACUUUUGGACUUGGAUUGGGCGAGAGCACACUAAGAGGGAGGAGAUGGGGAGAUGGACGUUACAUCUGUCAGUGGGGCUCGGGCUUCUCGCCAUCCUGUUGACCUGCUGUUAUGCUGAAGUGAACUACUGCUUCACUUCCAGGGCCAAGACCUGCUCUGAAUGUCUGCAGGCGGGGAAAGGCUGCGCUUACUGCCCAGAUGAGACCUUCAAUGGGCCUCGCUGUGACCUGUAUGAGAAUAUACUCGCCCAUGGCUGCUCUGCUGCAGCUGUCAUUACGGCUGCAAGCAGUAUGAAAAUAGAGAAAAACCAACAAAUCAACAUGAAGCUUCAGCAGUCGCAAGUGUCUCCGCAACAGAUGAGUAUGACCUUUCUGCCAGGAGAGGAGAAAAUGGUGGACAUGGAGGUGUUUGCUCCAACCAAAGGCCCACUGGAUCUUUAUAUUCUUAUGGACUUCUCAAACUCAAUGGCUGAUGAUUUGGACAACUUGAAGAGAAUGGGCAAAGAACUAGCUUUACUGGUGGAGAAGCUGUCAGAUGAUUACACAAUUGGAUUUGGAAAGUUUGUGGACAAAGUGAUCGAGCCCCAGACUGACAUGAGACCCUCAAAACUUGCUCAGCCAUGGCCCAACAGCGAUCCUCCAUUCUCUUUCCAAAAUGUUAUCAAGCUGACAAAAGACUUGAACUUCUUCACCAGUGAGCUGCAGAAAGAGAGAAUAUCUGGAAACCUGGAUGCUCCUGAAGGAGGGUUUGAUGCCAUAUUACAGGCUGCAGUGUGUACGGAUCGGAUUGGUUGGCGUCAACACAGCACCCAUCUCCUGGUUUUCUCCACAGAGUCAGCCUUUCAUUACGAGUCUGACGGUGCUAAUGUGCUGUCGGGCAUUUUACCGCGCAAUGACGAGAAAUGCCAUUUGGAUAAAAGUGACAAAUAUACAGAGGAUAUAAAUCAGGAUUACCCCUCAAUUCCCACACUGGUCCGUCUGCUGGGAAAACAUAACAUCAUCCCCAUCUUCGCUGUCACUAACCACUCCUACACUUACUACAUGAAACUCCAACAAUAUUUCCCCAUUGCUGAAGUUGGUCUACUGCAAGAAGACUCAUCCAAUAUCCUGCAGGUCAUGGAGACUGCCUUUGAGAAUAUCCGUUCCAAGAUGAGUAUCCGUGCAGAGGAGAGACCUAAGGCCUUCGAGGCUCAGUUCUUGUCCACCAGUGGACGAGUUGCAGAAUACGGGGCCUUUGAUUUCAGGCCUGGAGCGAUUGGCAAGUUCAAGAUGCGACUCAAAGCCCAACGAAUGAUCGAUGAAGAGCCUGUCUGUCAGAUGGAUCCAAAUGAAAAAGAAGGGACAAUGAGAGUCAAACCUACAACCUUUAACGCUGCCGUUAACGUGAAGGCCUCGGUUUUGUGUCCGACCUGUGACUGUGAGAAGACUCCCAUCACUAAAGCUGCCAGAUGUCACUUCAACGGAGACCUGGUGUGUGGGAAGUGUCAGUGCUAUGAUGGCUGGUUGAGUACCUUCUGUAACUGCUCAGCAAGUGCUUCAGCUCUGGACACAAACCAGUGCACAGCUCCAGGUAUAUCAGAGCCUUGCUCAGGCCGUGGAGACUGUCUGGAGUGUGGAACCUGUGUGUGCUACAACCCAGAUCAGUUUGAAGGUCCCUACUGUCAGUACGACAAGACCCAGUGUAAUAGAUAUGGAGGCUUCCUCUGCAAUGACCGUGGUUCUUGCGUUAUGGGUCAGUGUGCGUGUACUGAGGGCUGGGAGGGCAAUGCCUGUGAGUGCCCGAAGAGCAACCAGACCUGUCUGGAUGCUAAGGGGGGUGUCUGCAAUGGACGAGGUAAAUGUGUGUGCGGCCGUUGUGAAUGUCCAGACUCUGGUAUCGAGAUGACUUCAACCUGUGAGCCGAACUUCCAGGCCCAGUUAGGUGUGUGCGAGGCUACGAGGAGUUGUGUCCAGUGUCAAGCCUGGAAGACUGGGCAAAGGAAGGAAAAAGAAGAGUGUGAAAAGUGCCCCUUCAAAAUUGUCCUGGUGGAUGAACUAAAAGAAAAGGAACAAGUGAUGGAUACAUGUAGUUUUCGUGAUGAAGAUGAUGACUGUACAUUUCACUACACUGUGGAAAACCCUAAAGAUCCGACGGUUAAAGACUUGGAGGUUCAGGUGCUUGAAAAGAAAGAUUGUCCCCCUGCUAGUCUCCUGUGGUUGCUGCCCCUCCUCUUGUUCCUCUUGUUGCUGUUAGGACUUCUGCUGCUCUGCUGCUGGAAAUACUGUGCCUGUUGCAAAUCCUGCUGUCAGAGCUGUCUUGCCCUGCUGCCUUGCUGUCGGAGAGGUCGCAUGGUAGGCUUCAAGGAGGAUGAGUAUUUGCUCCGUCAGUCUCUGCUCACCUCAGACCAUCUGGAUACACCAAUGUUGAGGACUGGCCCACCCAAAGGAACUGAUGUGGUUCGCUGGAAGGUCACAGAUAAUGUGCACCGUGCACCCAAUCACCAACAGGUUCUGAUGAAGCCUAACCCCAAGGAGACCAUCCAGUACCCGAUCUCCCUCCGACUAAACAGACUGUUCUCUGAGAACCUGUCUCGCCCUGAAUCCAGAGACUCCGAACUACUCCGCAAGGAUGUGGCUGAUAAUCUAAAUGAGGUGUACAAGCAGAUUCCUGGGGCACAGAAGGUGCAAAAGACUUCAUUCAGAAUGCAGAGAAAUGCCGGAAAAAGGCAGGACUUCACCAUCAUGGACACCAUCUUGUCUGCCCCUCGGAGCAGCUACCCAGAUAUUGUCAAACUCACUGAGAAGAAUGUCCAAUCUGGAAACUUCCAUGACCUCAAAGUGAUGCCAGGCUAUUACACUGUGGCCACAGACAGAGAGGCUGCGGGAGCAAUAGAAUUCCAAGAAGGUGUGGAGUCAGUAGAUGUUCAUGUGCCACUCUUUGUCAAAGAUGAAGAUGAUGACAAGAAGCAGCUGCAGGUGGAGGCCAAAGAUGUGCCACUGGGCAUUGCAGAGAUUGGAAAACGUUUUGUUAACAUCACCAUCAUCAAAGAGCAUGCCUCCAGUGUCUUCUCCUUCCUCCAGCCGUCUUACAACUACAGCAGGCAGGAUGGAGUCGCCAACAUCCCAAUCAGCAGAGAGAUCAUUGAGGAUGGACGUGCACAAGUCAGCUACCGUACACGGGAUCUGACAGCCAAGGAUAAAAAGGACUAUAUGAAUGUAGAAGGAGACCUGACCUACGGUCCUGGUGAGACCCAGAAAUUAGUUCCUGUCCGUCUGCUGGAGCUGGGAGAGGGAGAUGGCCUGUUGGAAGACAAACAGGUCAAGCAGUUUGUCAUGGAUCUCAGUAACCCACGGCAAGGGGCCAAGCUGGGACGCUACCCAAGAACCACUGUCACUAUCACAGACCUGCCAGAUCCCAGCGUAAUGAUGUUCAAAGAUGGCAUCCAGAGUUUCACCACAUCAGAUCCAACCUUUACCAUCCCUGUGGUCCGCACUGGUAACCAGGACAGUCCUACCAUAGUGAAAUGGCGUACCAAGAAGGGCCAGCCAUCUGGCACUCUGAAGUUUGGUCCUAGAGACACAAAGAAGGACAUAGUGAUAGACCCCAAAGCUUACCCUGGCCUGAAUCAGCCAGGGGAAUUUCAACUGGAGCUGUUUGAUCCGAGCAGCAAUGCUUCAAUUGGAGAGAGAAAAACCACUCUUGUCAAGGUCACAGAUAACGGUCCAAGAUCUCCAGAAUUUGCACAGUUGACUCAGAAGGGCUACAUAAACCAGAAGUGCACCUCCCCUGGCGGUCACCUUCUCUCCCCCGAAAACCUUCAAGCCAAAGCAACUGGACCCAAAAACAUCCACCUCAACUGGGACCCAUUGCCUGGUAACCCCAUGGGGUACAAGGUGAAGUAUUGGAUCUAUGGUGACCAAGAGAAAGAUGCCCAGGUCUUAGAUGUAAAGACCCCUCAAGCCACCUUAACGAAUCUGUACCCCUAUUGUGACUAUGAGAUGCGAGUGUGUGCCUACAAUGCAAUGGGAGAUGGCUAUGAUACCGACAUUGUUUCCUGUCAAACGCUAGAGGAUGUGCCUGGUGAACCUGGUCGUCUUGCCUUUAACGUCAUCAGUCCAACUGUCACUCAGCUCAGCUGGGCAGAGCCUGCGGAGACCAAUGGCAACAUUACAGCUUAUGAGGUCAUCUACACACCCAUUGAUGAUGAACUGAAGCCCGUAGGAGCAGCUAAGAAAGUGAAGAUUGACAACCCUAAGAAACGAAUGCUGUUGAUUGAGAACCUCAAGGACGCCCAAACCUACCAAUACAAAGUCCGUGCCAAGAACAGUGUAGGAUGGGGCCCCUUCAGAGAUGCUAGCAUCAACUUGGCAUCGCAGCCUGCCAGACCUCUGUCCAUUCCCAUCAUUCCAGACAUCCCUAUUGUAGAUAAUGAGGCAGGAGAUGAGUAUGACGGCUACCUGAUGUACAGCGAUGAUGUGCUGAAGACACCUGCAGGCUCCAAGACACCCAGUGUCUCUGGUGAUGAUUACAUGAUGAACGGGAAGUGGGACCAAAACUUCCUUUUCCCAGGAGGUUCAACGACACGCAACUUGUCAGCAUCUUCGUCACCAAUGUCCACUCUGAGCUCAAACUACAGAGGGGGAGGCGGCUCCUUCACUACAGAAACAACCACCACCUACAUGUCCGGACCAGGAGGCUCUCGCAGACAGGACAUAAUUGGAGGAGGGGUUCACACAUCUGAGGUCAUCAUGAGAAAGCGUUCAGAGAACAGAGGUUACACAGAUGAAAAUAUCCGUGACUCUAUUGUCAUGGGAGAUGUGCCAAGCAAGUUCCCAGAUCUAGGUGGGUUCGGCUACACUGGGAUGCAGAGCACCUCUCAGAGCCAGUUCAGCUACAGCCUGUCUCAGGGUUCGAGGGCCAGGACCCAGUCUUCAGACAUCCAUGAAGCUUUGUAUAAUCUGGACAGGGUACUCCAAGAUGCCCGACUUUCUCCCGGUGUCCCGGACACGCCCAGCAGACUGGUAUUUUCUGCUCUGGGACCGACUGCUCUCAAAGUCAGCUGGCAGGAGCCCCAUUGUGAGAAAGACAUCCUGGGCUACUGUGUCCUCUACCAGCUGCUUAAUGAAGGUGAGAUGAAGCGUAUCAACAUAACAAACCCAGCAGAGAACUCUGUGAUUAUCCAGGACCUGCUGCCCAACCACUCCUACCUGUUUAAGGUGAAGGCUCAGAGCCAGGAGGGCUGGGGUCCAGAACGAGAAGGAGUCAUCACCAUCGAAUCCGCUGUCGACCCAAAGAGCCCCCUCAGCCCCAUGCCAGGCUCACCAUUCACACUGAGCACUCCCAGUGCUCCAGGCCCUCUGGUAUUCACGGCUCUGAGCCCUGAUUCUCUGCAGCUCAGCUGGGAGAAACCUCGCAAACCCAACGGAGACAUCCUGGGCUAUGUGGUCACCUGCGAACAGCUGCAUGGUGGAGGAGAUGUGCGAUCCUUCCAGGUGAAUGGUGACAGUGCUGAGACCAGCCUGACUGUUCCAAACCUGACUGAGAAUGUUCCCUACAAGUUUAAGGUUCAGGCUCGAACCACACAGGGCUUCGGUCCAGAAAGGGAAGGCAUCAUCACCAUUGAGUCUCAGGAUGGAAGUGCUUUGUCUCAGUAUAACACCCAAUCUAUGACCAGGAGGGAAAUUUUCCAGAUGCCAACAGAAGUGAGCACGCUAACCAAUGUGUCCCACACCAUGAUCAACGACCCCUAUUUCUCAGACGGGAUGAUGAUGACCACACAGCACACAGAGACCAGCGGCAUGAUGACACAUCAGAUCACCAAGGAGGUGGUUCAGAGGAGCGUCAUGGGAGGAACUACUGUCACAAAGAAGAUGUUUUAUGAAUCUUAAAAUCUAAUUCAACUAGGUCCAACUUAGCAUCCAAAGGUCUAACAUGAUGAGGAAUCCUAUCUUUUUAAAAGGAGUCAGCUUCAGAGUACUGACCCACCAUCACUGCAUGUUUGUAUAUAUGUGUGAGUGAGAUUCCAGCCAAAUACAAUCCAUUUCAUGUAAUAAUUAGAUGGAGAGGAGGCCGUUUUCUCAUGUCUGUUACAAACUGUGGCCACUUUCCUCCGUAAGUGAGGUUCAGUUUAACGAUUCCAUUUGUUCCUGAUGUGUUUCUUACUGUUGGACUCCACUCCCUCUGUCGGCUCAGAUCUGGUAACACACACUGGGGCUUUAAAGAUGUCAACAUGGGUCAGUAAUCUGGCUAUGCUUAAGUAAUCCAAAGUGACCUCUCCCCUCCUCUCCUGUCCUACUCCAGCCUAUAAGAGCUAUUUAUUCUGUUUUGUAUAUUUCAGGUUAAACUCCACAAAUUUCAGCCCAUAUUUUGACUGAACACUCUCCGAGAUGUACCUGUUUCCAGGAGGUUAGUGGUUUUGGAUGCUCCGAUUAGGUUCAGUUUUAUCCAAGUGCUCCUGUCUUGAGUGAUCAGUGGUGAGUUUAUGGUAUUUGUUCAUAGAUUUGUGUUGUAUAAAAGAGUGAUUAAAAAAAAAAUUUCAAGCAUAUUUAAUACUUUUUAAGAUUUUUACUUAUGCAAACAUUGACUUUAAUCCCAAAUAUAGAGCUACAUGUGCAUUUCCUGCUGUAUUUUACAAUACAUGCGAAUGAUCAAAUGUCUGUUAGAUGUAAUAUGUUUUUGUAUUUCAUAAGUUGUCAUCACUUCAGUUUGGUAUUUUUCAUGUGUUUCUUCACUUUGCAAGGCCAUUUUCAGUAGAUUAAUAUUUGAACAGUAAGAUAUCUGGGACAAAUGGUGUGUUAUGACAGAAAGAUUGUAUUCGCUUCUACUACAAGUCCUGCUGUAUUUUGGCUUGAAAAUACUUUAAUAAAACACAUUGUAUGAAAACACUCUUAGCAUGAAAAGAUGACAUUGAUAAAUGGAUGAACUUUUCACUAAAAACACCUUCAGUAAAGUGUUCAUGCACUUUUAAUCAACAUGCAUCACUUAUUUUCUGGCAGUUGAACUUCUUUUUGCAUGUCAUUUCUAUUGCACUUAAUAAAGAUUUGAAAUUUUGAAAAAGUA